Plectropomus leopardus (leopard coralgrouper) is the source of this 3095-nucleotide messenger RNA. RefSeq names its product interferon regulatory factor 3 (gene irf3). NCBI's taxonomy places the organism in Eukaryota, Metazoa, Chordata, Actinopteri, Perciformes, Serranidae. Gene Ontology annotation, molecular function: DNA-binding transcription factor activity, RNA polymerase II-specific; protein binding; RNA polymerase II cis-regulatory region sequence-specific DNA binding. Gene Ontology annotation, cellular component: nucleus. Gene Ontology annotation, biological process: regulation of transcription by RNA polymerase II; immune system process. The record is from RefSeq and is a predicted model, not a curated record.
CGGUACUUAAAGAAUAAACAGCUGGGGCUGAAUCACACACAUCAGCUCUUAGUGACAGCGCGAAAACGAUCUGCACGUCAACUCGACGCACCUGCAGCGGCUGAAACCUCGCCACGAGCCUACAGGUAGAAAUGUCUCAUUCUAGACCACUGCUCAUCCCGUGGCUGCGGGCCCAGAUUGACAGCGAGAGGUAUCCCGGUGUCCACUGGACAAACCCGGAGCGAACAGAGUUCUGUGUCCCGUGGAAACAUGCUUUAAGACAGGACUCCUCUGACGUUGACAUCCUCAUCUUUAAGGCCUGGGCAGAAGUGAGUGGCAAUGGGCGGGCUCACGGGGACUCGUCAGUCUGGAAAAGGAACUUCCGCAGCGCCCUCCGAGCCAAAGGCUUCAAAAUGGUCAGCGACAGCAAGAAUGAUUCUGCUAACCCCCAUAAAGUGUUUCACUGGCCGGAUGAGCUAGCUUCAGGAGCUAACUCUUCUGCUGGAUCCCAGGACCAAGAUGACCUCAAUUUGCUUGAGGAUAUCGGCCUUCCAACACCAGAGAGCCAUGCCAUCCCAUGCUUAGAUGACCUUCUCUAUCUGCCAGAAGACCCCUCUGCCAACCAGGAUAUUCUCCAGAAGUGUCUGAAGGGACUGAACAUUGGCCCUGAAGCAGAGGGCACCGCAGGCUUUGAGCCUCCUCCUGAGCAACAACAGCUCCAAAACGCGAUUGUGAUUGGUGGACAUGCGUUGCCUGGGCAACAGCAGUAUCCAGUAACGUUUGAGGGUGCAGUCGGUGAAGCUGGGUUGCCUGAGCAACCGGCACGUCCAAUGGAGGGAGCCGUGGGAGGGGCCUGUGAUGGGCAGUUGGUGGAGCAGUUCCUUCAUACCAUCACCAAGACCAGUGAUGGAGAUACUUUCAAGACUCAGUUCAGGAUAACAGUGUACUACAGAGGGGUGAAGGUGUCUGAGCAGCUGGUGGAGAAUGAAGUGGGAAUCCGCCUAGUUUACAGGCCCGAGCUCACUGGGACAGUUUUGGAUCACGACUCAGGCCUGUCGGUGGUCUCUCUGCCAAGUCCAGGAGUCAUGCUGGAUCAAACCCAAGCCAACCUGACCCAACGCAUCCUGGACAGGCUGGAGGGUUUGGAUGUGGGUGUGUCGGGCCAUGUGGUGUAUGGACAGCGAUGGGGUGAAAGCAGAGCAUUUUGGAGCUUCUCCAAGUUUGACAGCAGCAGACAGCCUCAGGAGAUUUCUAAACUGCAGCCUCAACCGCUGUACCAGUUCAAGGAUUUUGUGCGAGGAAUAUUGGACUUCAUUGAUGGGAGAGACUGCCCUCCCUGCUCCCUGUUCUUCUGCCUCGGGGAGAAGUGGCCUGACCCAGACAACAGGCCUUGGGAGAAGAAACUCAUCACGGUGGAGGUGGUCCUGACUUCAAUGGAGGUACUGAAGGACAUGGCUGUUGUAGGCGGUGCCUCCUCCCUGCAGUCUGUGGAGCUGCAGAUGUCCCUCGAAGAGAUGAUGGAGAUGUACUGACACAUUCUGCUGUGCAAAAGGAAAGUCCUUGAUAACCUUUUGGGUUUCUUAACCUUGACAAAAAUGUCUCAGAAAUAAUUAUGUUUACAUGAAUGUUAAAGUCUCUGAAUGUUAAGCUCUGGAUUUGCUGAUACUGCACAAAGGUGACACUUGUACCACAUUUAAACAUGAAUGUGUGCUUUUAAAUCCAUUUAUACGUCAUAUUUUAGCAUAAAAUCACUCUGGUCAUAAUAAGACUAUGACCAGAGUGUUCAAACUGGAUCUUUUUUACAUGUUUAGUAAUAUUAUUGGUGCUAGUGAUUCUGAGAAUUAAAACACAUUUCUGAGACAGCAUGCUGCUUUCUGAUGUGAAGAAACUGAGCUACAUAAUAGAUCUGUCUCUGAGUGAGAGGUAAGCAGGAACUCUUUUCAGAGGCCUGUCACUCUUCCUACACUCUGGCCUUGUAAGUAAUGUGUUUAUGCCGAAAUAAACUGAUUUUUUAAUAUAAAACUCAUCAGAAAUACAAUGUUGUGAGUUAGUGCUGGGUGGUAUACCGAUUUAUCCAAUAUAGCGUUUGUGAAGUUUUCAUAUGAAAUGGAUAUAUCAGAUACGGCAUACUGCUGCAUUGCAGAAAACACUUGCUGCGACUCUUCAAUGCAAAUGACAGCUGUCAUAAAAUGAAACAGAUGAUUUGGCGAUCCUUACAGACCAACUCUUGAUAGUCAAACAAAAAAUGUUUAAGUCAGAUCACAUUGUAUCAUGAUGUUUCAAUCAAAAGUCUAAUUAAAUCAUGGAUUUAGAGAAUCAUGCGUGAACUCCUGACAGUUAAAUAAGCCACUCUAAAUCUAUAUAUGGGGGGGGGGGGAUGCUCCAAUAUACCAUAAAACCACCAGAAUCUAUAAAAUAAAAUACAGUGAUACAAAUUUUAGGUCAUACUGCCCAGCACUACUGUGAGUACAGUGAAAUGAUUAUACUGUAAGAAUACUUAAAACAUCCAGUAAACAAAUAAUAGUAAAGCCUUGAAGUCAACUGUUUAGCCAAAGCUACAAUGUGUAAGUUGAUUUAAGAGCGCAGAUGUGAUCAGAACAUCUGUCUCUGAUCUUUUAUCAUAUGAGAGAGUUUUAGCACAGUAUACACCUGAGCACAAUCUAAUUCACUUACUGUAUGUGCUGAAACACACCAGAGACUCUUUCGGAAAAAAGCAAAUACACUGUGCAGAUGUUUAUUUUGUUUUUGUGUAUCAGAUGGAGCCUAAAUCAAACUGUGUUGAAAUGCACAUGAUAUAUAUACAUACAAAAUGCCUUCAAGACUUUAUUAAAAUAUUGGAUAAUAUUAUCAUGUUUUUACUAUGAAAUCAUUUCCUUCUUACUUUAUACUCAGUUCAACUUAAACCAGUGUGACCUUGUAGCUGCUCUAUAUUGUUAGUCUUAAUUCAAAUAAGAAAAGAUAAGAAUUAAUAAUGGAAAAAAAGCUUUUCAUAUCCUUUUUUGAGUACGCUGACUUUUGUGACUUGUUGCUUCACUUCCGUGCAUUUACAACACAUACUGCACUGUCAAACUUUAGAAAUUACAUAUUUGAAAAAUAAAAUCAGCACACUGAAUGAA